CUAGAAGCACAGAAGAAGGGGAAAACAAGAGUGGACGCGCUCUGACUUUCGGAAACAUCUACGUUCGUGUAGUAUUAGCUCGUUUACAGCCGCCAGACGAAGCAUCUUGCUAAUCAAGCGAGCAAGCAGGUCAGAGAUUAGGAUGUCUUCGGUGUCUGUCGUGCUGUUGUUCUUGGGCUGAAGACAGUGUGCUGAGGUAAUGCGCGCUUUAUCUGCGGCGACAGGCCCAGCGUCCACCGUGAGUUCACACACACCCGUCACGCGUUAUCGCUCCGGGAUUACCUGCGCGUUCAGCGCGAUGUCAUGCGUAUAUAAGCCCAGCCGUGUCGUUACCGAGCGAUAGAGAAGAGUGAAACCGGACGUUACCGGCUCAGUGGUUUUGAAUGGAGCGCUGCGUGCGCGAACAUGACCGACUUUCAGCUUCGUACUGAGAGAAACAAGUGCGUAGCUUCCCGCUGACAAGAAAAUAUGAGCUCAGAAAGCCAACAGGACACGUUUUUCCGGACCAUCUGAAGAGUUAAACCGCAAAAGCCGCCAAUAUGAGGAUCUUCAGGACUUUGAUGAACUCUGCAUCCAUCGCCAAACAAAUCGACUUUUACUCCAGAUUCUCACCUUCUCCUCUCUCUAUGAAGCAGUUCAUAGAUUUUGGUUCAGAGAACGCAUGCGAAACGCCCUUCACGCUCCUUAGACAGGAACUGCCUGUCAGGCUGGCGAAUAUUAUGAAGGAGAUCGAUUUGUUGCCUGAUAAUCUUCUGAGAACUCCUUCAGUGCGCCUGGUGCAGAGCUGGUACAUGCACAGCUUCCGGGAUAUACUGGAGUUCAAGGAAAGGGAUAUCGAUGAUGAAACGCUCAUACAAGACUUCACAGAUGCUGUGAUAAAGAUCAGAAACCGGCACAAUGAUGUGGUGCCCACCAUGGCUCAAGGAGUGGUGGAAUAUAAGGAGACCUACGGGACAGACCCGGUCACCAGCCAGAACAUCCAGUACUUCCUGGACCGCUUCUACAUGAGCAGGAUCUCCAUCCGAAUGCUCUUGAACCAGCACACUCUGCUGUUUGGGGGAAAGAUACGUGACAACCCUGCUCAUCCCAAACAGAUCGGUAGCAUCGACCCCAGCUGUUGCGUCAUGGAUGUUGUGAAAGAUGCUUAUGAAAAUGCCCGAAACCUUUGCGACCGGUAUUAUAUGAACUCACCUGAGUUAGUACUGGAAGAAUUUAACGUUAAAGGAGCCGACAGACCCAUCGCUGUGGUCUACGUGCCGUCUCAUCUGUACCACAUGGUGUUUGAGCUCUUUAAGAAUGCCAUGCGUGCUACCAUGGAGCUUUAUGAAGACGCCAUGGAGUAUCCUCCGGUGCAUGUGCAGAUCGUGCUCGGCCACGAGGACCUGACCGUGAAGGUCAGCGAUCGUGGAGGAGGAGUCCCGCUGAGGAAGAUCGACAGGUUGUUUACGUACACGUACUCCACUGCUCCUCGUCCUCAGAUGGACACGUCUCGAGCCACUCCUCUGGCUGGUUUUGGUUAUGGGCUGCCCAUCUCCAGACUUUACGCCAGAUAUUUCCAAGGUGACCUGAAGCUGUACUCUAUGGAGGGAUUUGGCACAGAUGCUGUCAUUUAUAUCAGAGCUUUGUCCACGGAGUCCAUCGAGAGGCUCCCCGUUUACAACAAAUCCGCCUGGAAGCAUUAUAAGACCAUCCAUGAAGCGGAUGACUGGUGCGUCCCCAGCAAAGAGCCCAAGGACAUGACCACCUUCCGCAGCUUCUAGCCCGACCUCAACGCUUCUGCAGACCCCUUCAUCUCUCCACCCUGCGUACACGGAGGACAGACGAGCGACGGAAGAGGACGCCAGCGUGUCCUAACGAAAGCGUUUUGCACUAGACCAGUAUUGUCAGUUAGCACAGUGCCAUCACAUCCCAGAGACAAUUAAGCUUUUGUAAUCUGGUGUAUUUUGAGCGUGUAUUAUUUUUGAGUGAUGCAGGUAUGUGUUUCGUGACUUUAUUAAUUUUACAUUUGAAUGCGUAAGUGAGUAUAUAUUUAUUUUUCUGUCAUCAUGAGAUGCUCGUUUUUGCUUUGAACUUACACAUUGUGUUUUGGAAAUCAAGUUUGUCGCACAGUUGUGGGCUUAUAUAAGCAUAUUUGGGACUUCACGUUCCUUGUACGGUCCCAUGUACUGUAUUACAUCUUGUUUGCAGAGCUUUUAUAUAUAAAUAUGCAGGGUUUGAAAGUGUUAAAUGCUUCACAGCUCUAGAAAGUGUUCAGCUUCAACCAACUAACAGUUAGGGCACUUGAACAAAAAAGGAACAAAUGCCUAUUAAAUUGUUUUCUUUUGACCAGUUUUAAACGUAGCGUUUAGCAGUUUGUCUCUCAUCCUGUUUCAAUAAAGCACUAUGAGUACAACAGA
Messenger RNA from Puntigrus tetrazona (Sumatra barb), 2396 nucleotides. RefSeq names its product pyruvate dehydrogenase (acetyl-transferring) kinase isozyme 1, mitochondrial-like. NCBI's taxonomy places the organism in Eukaryota, Metazoa, Chordata, Actinopteri, Cypriniformes, Cyprinidae. Gene Ontology annotation, molecular function: pyruvate dehydrogenase (acetyl-transferring) kinase activity. Gene Ontology annotation, biological process: protein phosphorylation; regulation of glucose metabolic process. The record is from RefSeq and is a predicted model, not a curated record. Gene Ontology annotation, cellular component: mitochondrion.